AGAAUUUGGGAGUUGAUAAGAAUUACACAUAAAUUUACUAAACAGAGAUUAUCUACUAACACUAUAAAUACUCGAGGUGUGACCAUCUUUAAGCUCUCAAACCUUCCAACUUGCAUCUUGUGAAGAUGAAAAGUUUCUUGUCAAGGAUAGCAAUUGCUCUACUUUUCAUAACAGUAACGUUUUCAGCAAAAGCGGAGUUCGGACAAUGGUGUGUAGCCGAUUCACAGAUACCAGAUUAUGUGACACAAGCAGCCUUAGACUGGGCCUGUCAACAGGGCGGAACAGAUUGCAGUAAGAUUCAGCCUAACCAGCCUUGCUUCUUGCCCAACACUCUCAAGGACCAUGCCUCUGUUGUCUUCAAUAGUUAUUACCAGAGUUAUAAGCACAUGGGUGCUGAUUGUUACUUCAGCAGCGCCGCAAUACUCACGCAACGCGACCCUAGUCACGAUUCGUGCCAUUUUGAGUAUAUCAAAUGAUUCAAAGGGAAGGGCCAAGAUGACAUGAAAGAUGAUAAAGAGAGUGAUUUUUCUCAUUGUUAGUACUAUUGCACAAUAUUAAAUAUAUCCAUCUUUGUUGCUUUGGAGCUAAUGAAGCACAAACUUGUUUUCUAAUUAAUGUAGAUUUUUGAUAAUUGUAUGGUAAUAAGAUUACAUUAAUAUGGUCAUUUACAUAA
Camelina sativa (false flax) is the source of this 673-nucleotide messenger RNA. Its product is annotated as glucan endo-1,3-beta-glucosidase 13-like. Lineage: Eukaryota; Viridiplantae; Streptophyta; Magnoliopsida; Brassicales; Brassicaceae. The record is from RefSeq and is a predicted model, not a curated record.